AUGUCGCGGAAUCCCCAUCAACGGCUUCCCUACGGACAUCCUACCCAACCUCCAUCGCAUCCUCAGCAGCCCCAGCGUCAGCGACAACAACAAUCUCUUCAUCCCCACACCCAUUCCCAACCUCAACAGCAUCAUCAAGACCAUCAGUCCCCACUACCACACAUCGGAACAACCAACUUUCCUCCCUCUACUGCACCACACUCGGCCCAAGGUCAUAACCUCCCGCAACAACAUUCUCUCACCCCAAUAACGCAUCAUAUCCCCAUGCUUGCUCGACAUCCCGAUCCCCCACCGCAACCGUCAGCACCACCCCACCAGCAAUCUUCCGGCCAAGAGAUGAACAUGUUUGAAGUUCUUGGCCCUUCUCAAACGCAGAAUCCUGCACUAUACCAAGAACCUCAGGAUCUAAAUCAACCUAGCAUGCCGCACCCAGCCUUCCCAGGCGCAACAGCUCAACAGACUCAACUAACAGAUGUUUACCCUCAACAACCUGUACACAGUCGUCCACAAUAUGUUUCGUCCAUGUGGCCACCUGAGCACCCCGUCCAGUCUCACCAACCGCACCCUCAACCCCCGGCAGUGUUGCAACGUCCUCAGCCCCCUCUUCAUCUCCAUCAGCAAAUGCCGAAAUAUGACCCUCACGCUAGUGCACCCCGCUCUGUCCAAUCGAAGCGAAAGCGCUUGAUCGAUCCCACCCCGCCACAAAUUUCGCCACCGCACCCUAAUCGAGAGACCCCGGUCGCAUCAACCCCGAAGCCGCCAGGGCAUGGGACCUCCACUGAUACACGGCAAGGAAAGGAGCGCGUUCAAAGAGCAUGCACCAACUGCGGAGAGAUGAAUCACAUUCGAAAAAACAAGUGCUCGAGAUGUGGCACGCCGAAGGAACCCGCGAAGAAGCGACCAAGGCGCCAGAGGAAGAAGAAAACACCGCCGCAACCGCAGCCCGCAUCAAGCAACCCGAUGCAAGCAUCUGGCUCUAUGUCGACACCACACCGUCAGGGUAUGCCACCGGAAGCAAACGUCAUCGCACCUGUCAACCGCUUGCAACCUUUCACUCAAAGACAAGACCCACGGCAAGGUGGCAUGCAACAGGUUUUUGACCCUCGAGCCCUGACUUUUCAACAGGGGCAGCCACAAGCCUCGAAUACCGUGCAAACGCAUUCUGCACAUGCUCUGCAGAGAGGACAAAGACAGGCGCCGGAAUUUCCCUUGGAACCUACCUUUGAAGAAAAUCAAGGGACUUUUUCUCACCAGUACAGAGAGAGAUAA
This is a messenger RNA of Chondrus crispus (carragheen), 1269 nucleotides long. RefSeq lists its product as hypothetical. The coding region runs from base 1 to 1269 and encodes 422 amino acids. The transcript has a single exon. The record is from RefSeq and is a predicted model, not a curated record. Lineage: Eukaryota; Rhodophyta; Florideophyceae; Gigartinales; Gigartinaceae.